Triticum aestivum (bread wheat) is the source of this 1382-nucleotide messenger RNA. RefSeq names its product BTB/POZ and MATH domain-containing protein 1-like. The record is from RefSeq and is a predicted model, not a curated record. The transcript has a single exon. The coding region runs from base 147 to 1199 and encodes 350 amino acids. Gene Ontology annotation, molecular function: protein binding. Gene Ontology annotation, biological process: protein ubiquitination. NCBI's taxonomy places the organism in Eukaryota, Viridiplantae, Streptophyta, Magnoliopsida, Poales, Poaceae.
UUACGGCACACCUAAUGACUUGAGAAAAGGAAACAUGUUACGGUACGAGCAACAAUCCUCCACGCAUAUAUCCAUUGACUCACCGAGCAGAGAAACUUGAUCGAUACUCUACCAGGAACGCCUGCGUUGCUGCGUUCUCGUCUGCCAUGGCUCAGAACGGGGCCGCUGCCGUUGGCCACGGAGAAGGCCUCCAACUACGGGAGACUUGGUCGAGGUGCGUCACGGAGGGCGCGACACAUGAUUUCGAGGUGACCAACUACCCUCUGCUUGAGGGCAUGGGCACGUACAUCACCUCAAGCACGUUCAGGGUCGGCGGCUACGAUUGGAAUAUCAGGUUCUACCCGGACGGACACACCAAGGACUCUGAAAAAGCGUUAGUAUUCUUGUUUUGUCUCAGCUCAUUGACGAAGGAUGUGAGGGCAAAGCUCACCAUAACCUUGCUGGAUAAGGGAGGGAAAGUGGAAUUGCUGACCACCCCGGACGCGGUGGAGAGAAUCUUUUCUCCGGAAAAGGUUUACUUUGGUGUUUUCGUCGAGAAAUCGAAGCUGAAAUCGUGCCCUCGCCUCCUGACAAUAAGGUGCGUUCUCAUCGUGAUCAAAGAACCACCCCCGGAGGAGUGCCCAAGGAAUCUCGUCGUGGUUCCUCCGCCGGAGCUGUCCGGCCGCCUCGAGCGCACCCGUAAAGACGGGAAGGGCACCGACGUCACGUUCCUCGUGGGUGGCAGGGAGUUCAGCGCGCAUACGUUCAUGCUGGCUGCGCAAUCGCCGAUUUUCGAUGCUCAGUUCUUUGGCCCGAUGGCGGAUAAGGACACGCGGUGCAUAGAGGUUCCCGACAUGGAGCCUGCCAUCUUCGAGAUGCUUCUUCACUUCAUCUACACGGAUUCGCUGCCCCCAUGUAACGAGGAAGGUUACGAUGCUGCUACCAUGCAGCACUUGCUAGUCGCAGCACACCGGUAUAGGCUGGACAGGCUUAAGGUGAUGUGUGAGGAGAAGCUAUCCAAAAGCAUCAACGUGCAGACCGUUACAAGUACAUUGGCAGUUGCAGAUCAGCACUUCUGCGAGGGGCUCAAAGAUGCUUGUGUGGAGUUUCUUUCUGAGCCGAGAAUAGCGGCAAUUGUCUGGUUAAGAAACGGGUUCACACGCUGCAUGGCAAAGCUGGAAUCGGGGGACAAGGAGGUAUCUGCCGCGGGGACGAAGUAAUCUAGAACCCCCCCAAAAAAUCAUGGAAUAGAUUUUUAUUCUUUCAUCAAAAUAAAUCUUUAAUUUCUAUUGUGGUUCGAUCAAUUUCUGGUCAAAUGUUAAUCCAUUUAUUUAUGUACUAGUUUAUUUGUAAAAAUAAUUCCUAUUUCUUUUGCGACAACUAUUAUUGCUAUAUAUGGACCG